Molecule: messenger RNA, 3403 nt
Organism: Cololabis saira (Pacific saury)
Lineage: Eukaryota; Metazoa; Chordata; Actinopteri; Beloniformes; Belonidae
Gene: klhl26
Product: kelch-like family member 26
Exons: 3
Coding region: 188-2002 (604 amino acids)
Molecular function (GO): protein binding
Source: RefSeq, a predicted model, not a curated record
GAAGGCGGUGGGAGAGGUGACCGCCACCGCAGCUCAUCACAGGCGGACUCCAGACAAACAGCUGCUCACCGUCCUCAAACAGCUGUUUCCAUUCUCUUUGGAAACACUAUGAACGAGCCAGCAGUGCCAAUGACACCCUGCUAAUAUUUUUUAAAAAUGUCCUAUGCGUGUUUGUCUGUGCUAGAAGAUGGCGGAGUCGGAUGGCGGCGACUUUUCUCUGAAACAUUCGCAGAGCAGUAUGGCCAACAAGAAUAGCACCCUGCGCUGCUCUUUUUCAGCCCCAAGCCAUAGUGCCACGCUCCUCCAGGGCUUGUCGGUUUUGCGGGCUCAGGGUCAACUACUCGACGUCGUGCUGGCCGUCAAUGAGGAGCGCUUCCAAGUCCAUAAAGCAGUGCUGGCAGCCUGUAGCGAUUACUUCAGAGCUAUGUUUACUGGCGGCAUGAGGGAGUCAAACCAAGAUACGAUUGAGCUGAAGGGUUUGUCUGCCCGAGGACUGAAACACAUCAUCGACUUUGCCUACAGUGCCGAAGUCACUUUAGACCUUGACUGUAUUCAGGACGUCCUCGGGGCUGCCGUGUUUCUCCAGAUGGUUCCUGUGGUGGAGCUCUGUGAGGAGUUCCUCAAGUCUGCGAUGAGCGUUGAGACGUGCCUGCACAUCGGGCAGAUGGCCACCACUUUCAGCUUGUCUUCCCUCAAAGAGUCAGUGGAUGCCUUCACCUUUCGUCACUUCCUCCAGAUUGCUGAGGAGGAGGACUUUCUGCACAUUCCAAUGGAGCGCCUCAUCUUCUUCCUCCAGAGCAACAAGCUGAAGAACUGUAGCGAGAUCGACCUCUUCCAUGCUGCCAUCAGGUGGCUCCAGCAUGACGGAUCCCGCCGGGAACAAGCUAGUAGUGUCCUCUGUCACGUGCGCUUCCCGCUUAUGCGCUCCUCAGAGUUGGUGGACAGUGUUCAGACUGUGGACAUCAUGGUGGAGGAUGUGAUGUGCCGACAGUAUCUCCUUGAAGCAUUCAAUUAUCAGAUCCUUCCCUUCCGACAGCAUGAAAUGCAGUCCUCGCGGACUCUCAUUCGUUCUGAUGUUAUGUCACUCAUCACCUUUGGUGGGACUCCCUACACCGACAACGACCGCACAGUGAGCAGCAAGGUGUACCACCUCCCCGAUGUUGCUACCCGGCAAUUCAAAGAGCUAACCGAGCUGGAGACAGGCUGCAGCCACGCUUGUGUUGCCGUUCUUGAUAACUUUGUGUACAUCAUCGGUGGGCAACACUUGCAGUACCGCAGUGGGGAGGGAGCUGUGGACAGCUGCUUCCGCUACGACCCGCAUCUGAACCAGUGGCUGCGCAUCCAGCCCAUGCAAGAGGCUCGCAUCCAGUUCCAGCUCAAUGUUCUGCAGGGACGGUUGUUCGCUACGGGAGGACGCAAUAGGUCUGGGAGUCUGUCGUCCGUGGAGUGUUACUGCCCAAAAAAGAAUGAGUGGUCUAACGUAGAACCUUUAAAACGCAGGAUUUGGGGUCAUGCUGGCACUUCCUAUGCAGAAAAGCUGUAUAUUUCAGGGGGUUAUGGUGUCUCGUUAGAUGACAAGAAAACACUUCACUGCUACGACCCAGUAUCAGACCAGUGGACCUUCAGAGCUCCCAUGAAUGAACCCAGAGUGCUCCAUGCCAUGAUCAGUGCCCGGGAUCGUGUUUAUGCACUGGGUGGGCGCAUGGACCAUGUGGACCGCUGUUUUGAUGUGCUGGCAGUUGAGUAUUACAUUCCAGACAGCGAUCAGUGGACAACCGUCACUCCCAUGAGAGCAGGCCAGUCGGAAUCAGGCUGCUGCUUACUGGACCAAAAGAUCUACGUCGUAGGGGGUUACAACUGGCACCUCAACAACGUCACAAGCAUUGUCCAGGUGUACAACACGCAGACAGAUGAGUGGGAAAGGGAUUUGCACUUCCCAGAAUCCUUUGCUGGCAUAGCUUGUACACCAAUUAUACUUCCACAAAACAUCACACAGCGCUAAGCAUGCGACCUUUUGACUGUGAGGAUUUUAUUCUGGGGCUUCUUACUGGGACCUCAAACUGUACUCAAUAUGUGAACAUCUGGUUUGUGAGUGUGUCUAUAUAUAUAUAUAUAUAUAUAUAUAUAUAUAUAUUAAAGAAUGGUUUCAGAAGCUACAAAGCAAUCUUACUUGGACAGUUUCAAGCCUUGUUUUCAGAAGUGUGUUUAUUCUGCAGACUGACUGACUCAUUGUUUUCUUUGAAACAUUUUAAGAGUCUUGAAUUUGUUAGUGUGUGUUUUUUUUUUUUAUUAAAGUUAUGAAGUCUGACCAACAAUUUAACACAUUUAAGUGGAAAAUUCUCCAAAAAAGGCAUAUUCAGAGUAAUUUCAUUUUUGAAUGUAUUGUGAUCCAAUCGUUGCAGUUAUUUGUACACUGGCCCGUGAAGAAAAUAUUGUGUGCAAAUUAACCAUACCUCUUAUUAACUGUAAAUAUAUGCUUUUCAAGUUCUCAUCCACAGUAACAAUUCCUAAUUUGGGGCACUUUAUAUUAAAAAUGUAUUAUUUACUUUUUCUGUGAAAGUGUUUGAUUUAACAGUCAAGGGCUUAAGUUACACAGGGCACAAACUGAAUUUAUUAUUUUUUUUCUUUUUAAGCAUUUGAUUAGAUUUUGUUUAAAUAUGUUUUUUUUGUUUUUUUUGCUCAAUUUUAUGUCUUAGUCUCCUCAGCUUUACUGAUCAACAAACUACAUAUCAGGAUUUAACAAUCCUUGCACAAAUGUGUUAUACGUCUUAUAAUUUUGAAUGAAUCAUUUCAGGGUUUUUUUCCCCUUUAAUUUAUACCAUGUGUUUCCUGAGCUGAAUAUGCAGCUGCCACACUGGUUUGUUAUUGUUGUUCUCAGCCAACAGAACAAACUUGUGCCCAUCUCUUAUGGCAGCUACAUAAAUAAUUGAUUUGUGUGGCCAUUAUUAUGUUGGUGUAUCUUAUUCUUCAUGAAAAAAAGCACACUAGUCUACACCAACAAUUAAUGCUGCAUAUGAUCUUAUAUACAUGUAACUAUUGGCUUUAACGCUCUUAAAUUUCCUUUUCACUUGAACAAAACUAUGAAGGAUCAAAUUUUCAUGACUGUUGACUUGUUUUUUACUUUUUUCCCACUCUCCAUUUUCUGCACUUUUUAAAAUGAUGUUUAACAGCUAUUCUUUGUUAUUAAUCAGUCAUGUGUUUAGUAUAUUGUGUUUAUCUGAAAUGAUAACUUUCCACUUCAAAACUCUCCUUAACUUGCCUUAGUGUGUCUUGCUUUUCCUGUACUGGUGAAAGCACAUUAUUUGAUGAAGUGCAAUACAAUGAAAACUGCUGUUGUCACAAGGGGAAUGUACACCUAUGUGCAAUUUUAUGUGUUUCCUUUAUUAAAGGGGUAUUAUAUUUU